Pimephales promelas (fathead minnow) is the source of this 1800-nucleotide messenger RNA. RefSeq names its product NFKB activating protein (gene nkap). The record is from RefSeq and is a predicted model, not a curated record. Gene Ontology annotation, molecular function: chromatin binding. Gene Ontology annotation, cellular component: nucleus. Lineage: Eukaryota; Metazoa; Chordata; Actinopteri; Cypriniformes; Leuciscidae. Gene Ontology annotation, biological process: regulation of gene expression.
ACAAUUCUUCAUGAAAGAAGAAUUUAGCGUAACGGAAACGUAAACACAAGCAGCAACGACGCUAUUUUGGUUCCAUGGCCUGCGUUUAAGUUGUUUACAGGUUCCGUGGUGAGUCUCAACACGAAAAUUGUCUCAGUAACGUUAGUUAAAUAACUUGAAAUCGUAGUUCGCUUAUCUAUCUACGUUAGCUAGAAUAGCUUUGCUAGUUCAUGGUGAACUGCGACAUUACAACAACAUGUAAUUGACACGUUUUGACCCCAAAAUUAUAUAAGAAAGCAAAACUUAAAUUAACACGUUAAAGUUAAUAAGACAGAUUAUAGUAAUGCCCGAGCUGGACGUAAAAUAUUCAGGCCCCGUGAGCCCGAAGAGACGCCGAGGCAGCCGCUCACCGGAGAACCGAGGACUGAAGAACCACAGAAACGACUACGAAGACGAACACAAAUCGCGAUACAUCGAUAAAGACAGGAACAAAACCCGGUUUCGAUUUGGCGGUUCUCGCAGUCGGUCGAGGUCACGGGAAAGAGAUCGGAUAAAUUGGUCAGAUCAGAGAGACAGAGAACACGGUGUUGGAUCAAGAUCCGAUUACUAUGAGAAGAGAGAUGAUGCCCAACGACAGAGACAAGACGCCUUCAUCGCAAGGCGUCUGCAGGAACGCGAGAGAAUUGGUGAACUGGGAUGUCCUGAAGUCUGGGGAUAUUCUCCAAGAGUCAGAGAACCUGACUCAGACGAACACACUCCUGUAGAAGAGGACGUGAAGAACAGCAGCUCUGAUUCCAGUUCAGAGGAGGAAAAGAAGAAAAAGAAAAAAAAGAAGAAGAAGAAAUCAAAGAAGAGGAAAAACAGGAAGCACUCAGAGGACAGCGAGUCAGAAAGUGAUUCGGAAGAAGAGAUGAAAAAGAAGAAAAAAAAGAAGAAAAGUAAAAAGAAGAAGUCAAAGAAGAAGAAGGCGAAGAAGAAUCACAAAGAGUCCAGUAGCUCUAGCAGUGAACAUUCAGCGGAGGAAGAAGAAGAGGAUGUCAAUGAAAUCUCAUGGGUGGAGAAGACUGGUGUUGGAGAAAAUGUUGUUGGACCUGAAGCCCCUCUCACUCACCUGUCCCAAGAUGAUAAGCCUUUAGAUUUUGGCCACGCUUUGCUACCAGGUGAAGGUGCUGCCAUGGCAGAGUUUGUCAAAGCAGGAAAACGUAUUCCGAGAAGAGGUGAAAUCGGCUUGACUAGUGAUGAGAUUGCGGAGUUUGAAAAAUCUGGCUUUGUCAUGAGUGGAAGCAGACAUCGUCGUAUGGAGGCUGUGCGUCUGAGAAAGGAAAACCAGAUUUAUAGUGCUGAUGAGAAGAGAGCGCUGGCAUCCUUUAACCAAGAAGAAAGGAGAAAGAGGGAGAGCAAAAUCCUUUCAAGCUUCAGAGAAAUGGUGUACAGAAAAACUAAAGGCAAAGAUGAGAAGUAGACUGUCCUGCAGAAUUAUAUUUUCAGUUUGUUCGUCUUUAUUUUUCUUUUUAAACUUAAAAAAAUGAUUAAGACAGAUUUUACUGAAAUAAUAUUUCCUCUGCUUGGACAUCCUCCUGUGCAAUACACAGUGAGAGGCUUGUGAACUAAUAUUGUUGUGUAAAAUUAUUUUUAAUUACGAGUAAGGAAUAAAUUGUGACCAGUAGAACUCAAAUGAUUACCCACUGCAAAACCCUUAAUGUGAUGUGUUUUUUGCAUCUAAAUAAACAGAAUGGUCACGUUAUUCACUGUCAUGUUGGAACUUUCAUUAACUAUGAGAAUGAACUUUUUUUAGUAAUAAAUAACCCCGUUUUAACCUUG